Molecule: messenger RNA, 736 nt
Organism: Drosophila ananassae
Lineage: Eukaryota; Metazoa; Arthropoda; Insecta; Diptera; Drosophilidae
Product: glutathione S-transferase 1-1
Exons: 1
Coding region: 44-703 (219 amino acids)
Biological process (GO): glutathione metabolic process
Molecular function (GO): glutathione transferase activity
Source: RefSeq, a predicted model, not a curated record
AGCUCCAACUCAUCAAUUAUAGCCCUGAACUGAGAGCUGAAGAAUGGCAAAUCUAACUCUCUAUGGAAUCGAUGGAAGUCCUCCAGUUCGAUCUGUACACCUUACCCUCCAUGCCCUCGGCUUGAAGUACGAGUACAAGAUUGUCAACUUGAUGACCGGAGAGCACCUGAAACCGGAGUACCUGAAGGUCAAUCCACUGCACACAGUGCCCACCUUGGAGGACGAUGGCUUCUUCAUCCACGACAGUCAUGCCAUCGAUGCCUAUCUGGUGGACAAGUAUGGCAAGGACGACUCCAUGUAUCCGAAGGACCUGCAGAAGAGGGCGAUUGUGGACCAGCGCCUCCACUACGAUUCCAGUGUCAUGGUCACCACUGGCAAGGGUCUCUUCAUUCCCUUGAAAGAAGGUAGAACCGAAAUACCAAAGGCCAAGUUCGAUGCCCUGGAAGAGGUGUACAAGAACUUGAACCUGUUCCUGAAGAAGGGCGACUAUGUGGCUGGAAAUGACCUGACCAUCGCCGACUUUCACACGAUUGCUGUUUUGUCAACAACAAUUCCCUUCCUCGAUGUAAAUGCCACUGAAUACCCCAAGUUGGCCGAUUGGGUGGAACGUAUAAUUAAACUACCAUUCUACGAGGAGGCCAAUGGUUCCAGGAUAGUGCAGGUGGUCGGGUUUAUUAAGAAUAAGAAAUUCACAAUUGUCUAAAAAUAUAACAAGUUAAGAAUUUGAAAUAAAAGA